Amblyraja radiata (thorny skate) is the source of this 2308-nucleotide messenger RNA. It is a transcript of the gene trap1, whose product is annotated as TNF receptor-associated protein 1. NCBI's taxonomy places the organism in Eukaryota, Metazoa, Chordata, Chondrichthyes, Rajiformes, Rajidae. The record is from RefSeq and is a predicted model, not a curated record. Bases 18 to 2144 code for a protein of 708 amino acids. Gene Ontology annotation, biological process: protein folding. The transcript has 18 exons. Gene Ontology annotation, molecular function: ATP binding; ATP hydrolysis activity; ATP-dependent protein folding chaperone.
CGUCACUCCGCGACAAGAUGGCGCAGAGCGGAGCGAGUCGCGGCCGCGGGAUCCUGGCUGCGCUGCGCCGGCUCGUCCCGUCACCUGAGGCUCCGCGGCCGCCCCGACACUUGGUGCGGGGACUGAGGACUUGCACAGCGGCAGGCAGGACGUUGCAGUGCCCAUCUUUGCCGGGUGCCGGCUCGCUCCCCUGGCGUCCAUACAGCACGCAGUCGGCUCAGAGUCCGGAGGAAGAAUCCUUGCACAACAUUAUCACCGACUCAGAGAAACUGAAAGGAUCUUUAUCGAAGCACGAAUUUCAGGCCGAGACCAAGCAGCUUCUGGAUAUAGUGGCGCGUUCCCUGUACUCCGAGAAGGAGGUGUUCAUUCGGGAGUUGAUCUCCAACGGGAGCGACGCCCUGGAGAAGCUGCGGCAUCGGCUGGUGAGCAGUGGGAACCCGCAGGGACCGCUGGAAAUCCACCUCCAGACCGACGUGGACAAGAGGACCCUAACCGUGCAGGACACGGGCUUGGGGAUGACCAGGGAAGAGCUCAUUCAGAAUCUGGGAACGAUUGCACAUUCGGGAUCAAAGGCGUUCCUGCAGGCGCUGCAGGGCCAGGCCGAGGCCGGCUCCAGCAUCAUCGGGCAGUUUGGAGUUGGUUUCUACUCCGCCUUCAUGGUGGCCGACAGAGUGGAGGUAUUCACCCAGGCCGCCGAGCCCAGCAGCCCCGCACACCACUGGGUCUCUGACGGUUCGGGCAUGUUCGAGGUGACUGAAGCGUUGGACGUGACGCCGGGGACCAAGAUUGUCAUUCACCUGAAGGAAGAUUGCAAGGAGUUUGCCAAUGAAGACCGGGUCAAAGAGGUGGUGAUCAAGUACAGUAAUUUUGUCAGCUUUCCCAUCUACCUCAAUGGCCGUCGCCUGAACACGCUGCAGGCCCUCUGGAUGAUGGACCCCAAGGAGAUCAGCGAGUGGCAGCACGAGGAGUUCUACCGCUACGUGGCCAAGGCAUAUGACAAGCCGCGCUACGUGCUGCAGUACCGUGCCGACGCCCCGCUCAACAUACGCAGUGUCUUCUACGUGCCCGACACGAAGCCGAGUAUGUUUGAUGUGAGCAGGGAGAUGGGCUCGAGUGUUGCUCUGUACAGCCGCAAGGUGCUGAUCCUGACCAAGGCCAGCGACAUCCUGCCCAAGUGGCUGCGCUUCCUCCGGGGUGUGGUGGACAGUGAGGACAUCCCCCUCAAUCUCAGCAGGGAGCUGCUGCAGGAGAGCGCACUCAUCAGGAAGCUGCGGGAGGUGCUGCAGCAGCGGGUGAUCAAGUUCCUCCUGGAGCAGGGCAAGAAGGAUCCGGAAAAGUUCCUCAAGUUCUACGAUGAUUACGGGCUCUUCGUCCGCGAGGGCAUCGUGACGGCCACAGACCAGAACGUCAAGGAGGAGAUCGGGAAGCUGCUGCGGUUCGAGUCGUCGGCACUGCCGGCGGGAGAGGUGAGCAGUCUGGCAGAGUACGGCGGCAGGAUGAAGGCUGGCAGCCGCAACAUCUACUACCUGUGUGCCCCCACACGCCAACUGGCACUGCACUCGCCCUACUUCGAGGCCAUGAAGCAGAAGGAGAUGGAGGUUCUUUUCUGCUACGACCAGUUUGAUGAGCUGACUCUGCUGCACCUGCGUGAGUUUGACAAGAAGAAGAUGAUCUCGGUGGAGACCGGCAUCGUUGUGGACCACUACAAGGAGGAGAAGUACGAGGACAGCAAGGCAGCGACGGAGCGCCUGUCUGAUGCCGAGGCGGAGGGGCUGGUGGCCUGGAUGAGAAACGGUCUCGGAGAGCGGGUGGCCAACAUCAAGCUGACGCCGCGCUUGGACACACACCCGGCCAUGGUGACGGUGCUGGAGAUGGGCGCCGCCCGGCACUUCCUGCGCACACAGCAGCUGGCCGGCUCCAGCGAGGAGCGGGCACAGGUCCUGCAGCCUACCCUGGAGAUCAACAGCAGCCACGUCCUGAUCAAGAAGUUGAACGAGCUGCGGGAUGGCGAUCCGGAGCUGGCCUGCUUGCUGCUUGACCAGAUCUAUGACAACGCCAUGAUCGCCGCAGGGCUGAACGACGACCCUCGCCCCAUGAUCGGGCGGCUGAACCAGCUGCUGAGCCGGGCCCUGGAGCGCAGCUAAGGCAUCACCCAUCGGUCAGUCACCCACCCCAGUGACGUGCGGUAAUACUCCAUGUCAAUGAUCCCCCAGUGACACCCACUCCCAGCCCUGCGCCUAGACUGUGAAAUUACACAAAUGUUACACACUAUAAUAUAAUCUGUGAAUAAAAUCAUUACGAGCUUUGA